AACAAAACUCAGAAGAAACGAAAGUGAAAUAAAAUGUUGCUCAGCAGCUUCUCGUAGGCUAGUGUUUGUUAGCACGUAAGGGAAAUGGCAGAGGCGAUUUCAAGUAACGACGACAUUUUAAUGUGUCCGAUUUGUUUGGAUCUACUGAAGGAUCCAGUAACUAUUCUCUGUGGACACAAUUACUGUAUGGGCUGCAUUAAGGGCUGCUGGGAUCAGGAAGACCAGAAGGGAGUUUACAGCUGCCCACAAUGCAGACAGACAUUCGCUCCAAGACCCGUUUUAAACAAAAAUAAUGUUAUUGCAGAGCUAGCGGAACAACUAAGGAAGACCAGAAUGCACGCUGCCCCUCCUGCUCUAUCUACUGCUGGACCUGGAGAUGUGGAGUGUGAUGUCUGCACUGGGAGAAAACUCAAAGCUGCGAAGUCCUGUUUGGAGUGCUUGGUGUCUUACUGUGAAACCCACUUCAAAGUUCAUAAUGAUAUUCACCCAGGAAGAAAACACUCAGUGAUUGAUGCCACAGGCCAGUUACAGGAGAGGAUCUGCUCUGAACAUAAGAAAGUUUUAGAAAUAUUUUGUCGUACUGAUCAGAGUUGUAUCUGCUAUCUGUGCACGAUGGACGAACAUAAAGGCCAUGACACAGUCACAGCUGCAGCAGAAUGGAAAAACAAACAGAAGCAGUUGGGGCAGACCCAGAAGAGAUUCCAGCAGAGAAUCCAGGAGAGAGAGAAGGAGCUGCAGGAGCUGAGGAAGGAUGUGGAGACUCUCAAGAGCUCUGCACAGACAGCAGUGGAGGACAGUGAGAGGAUCUUCACUGAGAUGAUCCGCUCCAUUGAGAGAAGGCGCUCUGAGGUGACAGAGCUGAUCAGAGCUCAGGAGAAGGCUGAGGUGAGUCGGGCUGAAGGACUCCUGAAGCAAGUGGAGCAGGAGAUUGCUGAGCUGAAGAGGAGAGAUGCUGAGCUGGAGCAGCUUUCACACACAGAGGAUCACAUCCAUUUCUUCAAGAACAUCCCAUCAUUCCGAUACUCUCCUUGCUCUCCCAGCAUGACCAUCAACCCAAGUGUUUCUUUUGAGGCUGUGAAGGAAUCGGUCUCUGCAGUGAAGGAGCAGCUGGAGGAGAAACUGGAUGGCAUCUUCAAGCAGGAAGUAGCCAAGAUAUCUUCAGCAGUGGUACAUAUCCAGAUCAUCCAGUCUUUAGAAUAUACUGAUCCUGAACUCCCAAUCAGAAGAACAAACAGUAACAAGGCGCUGCCACCACACAUGUCUGAUGUCCAGGCUGCUUAUCCCGAACCAGUGACCAGAGAGGAGCUCUUGCAGUACUCCUGUCACUUCACACUGGAUCCCAACACAGCACACAGACACCUCCAUCUGUCUGAGGGGAACAGGAGGGUGGAGUGCAGAGCUGAGCUCCAGUCAUAUCCUGAUCAUCCAGAGAGAUUUGAUACUUAUUAUCAGGUGCUGUGUAGAGAGGGUGUGUCUGGACGCUGCUACUGGGAGGUGGAGUGGAGUGGGGAGGUUUUUAUAGCAGUCUCAUAUAAAAGCAUCAGCAGGAAAGGAGGAGGUGCUAAGUGUUGGUUUGGAUUUAAUGAUCAGUCCUGGAGUCUGCUCCUCACCAGCUCCAGCUCCUGUUUCAGGCACAAUGAUAAACAGACUAAACUCCCUCUAGUGGCCAGCUCCAGAAUAGGAGUGUAUGUGGAUCACAGGGCAGGAACUCUGGCCUUCUACAGCAUCUCUAACACAAUGACCCUCCUGCACAGAGUCCAGACCACAUUCACUCACACACUCUAUCCUGGGCUUAGAUUUGCAUAUACUGGAUCAUCAGUGAAGUUAUUGUGACUCACACCGUAUACAGCAGGACAGAAAUGUAAAGACCCCAGAUACAGAUAUGCUGUUAUCCCAUCCACGCACGCGCACACACACACACACACACACACACACACACACACACACACACACACACACACACACACACACACACUGUAUACAGCAGGACAGAAAUGUAAAGACCCCAGAUACACAUAGAUGCUGACCAGAUAAGUGGCACUUGUGUGGUGGUGGGGCAUCACGUGAUGUGGACUAGAAGUGGAUAUUUAUCAGCUUGUACUCAAGAGAUUAAAAAAAGAUGUUUGGUGUAUGAUGAAAUGUACACUUCAUGUUGCAACAUAGCUGAUAUGGCUGCCCCAAAAGACUUGCAUACAAAAUGUACCAUAUGUAUGGGAUGUUAUGGUAGAUGUUACAUUUAUUUUUUAAUAAAUAGCCCACAUGAUCACUACUGUUGAUGGAGUAUAUUUCAUAUUUUUGAGUCAUGUAAUCAAUGGAAAUAAUCCAUGUUGUUUCUCAAACCUUUUAUAAUUGUUUGUUCAAAUUGUUCAAAUUGUUUGAAUAAAUAAUAAAUGGUCUGGGGGUCAGACAUCAGUGCAUGAUGUGU
Alosa sapidissima (American shad) is the source of this 2425-nucleotide messenger RNA. Its product is annotated as tripartite motif-containing protein 16-like. NCBI's taxonomy places the organism in Eukaryota, Metazoa, Chordata, Actinopteri, Clupeiformes, Clupeidae. The transcript has 8 exons. Gene Ontology annotation, molecular function: protein binding; zinc ion binding. The record is from RefSeq and is a predicted model, not a curated record. The coding region runs from base 85 to 1833 and encodes 582 amino acids.